GCAUUAGAACCUUGGCGCAUACCCCAUUUCACAGCCAUUCUGAUUUGAGACGCGAGUAAGAUCGAAUCGAACAAUUGGAGACUUUUGCUAACGAUGGAUAAUUACUCCGAAUCUUUAAGCGACUUUCUGAUAGAUGAUCCAGAGUUGCUGGCGGAACUGACUUCAUCAGAGAGUGAUUUUGAUGUUUUAAUUCCACUAAUGGACCAGUGUAUUGAAAGAAAUGUGAUAAAUGAAACAAAUAGACCUCUUCAAGUCUCUGACAGUACGCGGGAUGGAUUUAUAGUCGUAAAACCAGAAUUUGCUGUGACUAAAGAAGUGCAAAAUGCACAUUUGGAUUUAUUCGUAAGGCGUAAAACACGCCUAUCUGAAGAUCGAGCUUUAUUAAAAAAGAAAUUUCCAAGAAGAAGCUUUCCUAAGAUACAUCAGAAAAACGAGUGGCGGACUUACUGUCUGGGAAAGCUUGAUAAAGAUACCGCUGCUGUCUUGAAACCAGAACUGCAUGAUGCUUGUGAGCCGAGGGCUGAAAACCGUGAAUGGAGACUAGAACUAAAGGGCAAUCCACCCUUACUCAGUGUCGUAAUCCAUUUAAAACAGCCAGCUGUAAUACAGCUUCUACAAUAUCAGAAAGACUGGCUUAAAAAAGGUGCAUACACGCAUGAUAAUGGUCUGUGGAUAUAUGCCUUAUUGGCAUGUCUUGAAAAGCCUAUACACCCAGAUACUGGUGCUAUUCUACAUUCUAUAUCAAGGCUUUGCUCUAGCUUCAAAGCUAAAAUAAAAGAUCCAGCCAGUGAUAUGUUGAAAUCUUCUUUAAAUAUGAUCAUUUCGAUCAUAGACUGUUGCUUUAACCAACAAAACAUGCCUAAUGACUUUGUUUUAGGCGAAUAGCUGCCACUGAUUAACUAUGCUAACUUUAACGUUAUAUCAAUGAACAAAAGCAUAUAAUAUUGCACUAUUAUGUCCAUUAUAUCAUGCAUAAAAUAUCUUUCUGUGUUUUUGUAGUACAUCAACUUCUUAUAUUAAAAAUGUUUUUUCCUCA
Molecule: messenger RNA, 1036 nt
Organism: Stegodyphus dumicola
Lineage: Eukaryota; Metazoa; Arthropoda; Arachnida; Araneae; Eresidae
Product: gem-associated protein 2-like
Biological process (GO): spliceosomal snRNP assembly
Cellular component (GO): SMN complex; nucleus
Source: RefSeq, a predicted model, not a curated record